This is a messenger RNA of Colletotrichum higginsianum IMI 349063, 993 nucleotides long. Its product is annotated as Integral membrane protein DUF125. Gene Ontology annotation, biological process: intracellular manganese ion homeostasis. Gene Ontology annotation, molecular function: iron ion transmembrane transporter activity; manganese ion transmembrane transporter activity. Bases 1 to 993 code for a protein of 330 amino acids. The transcript is spliced from 2 exons. The record is from RefSeq and is a predicted model, not a curated record. Gene Ontology annotation, cellular component: fungal-type vacuole membrane. Lineage: Eukaryota; Fungi; Ascomycota; Sordariomycetes; Glomerellales; Glomerellaceae.
AUGGGUCUCGUCACGUUGAAAAACCUCCUCUUCGGCCGCACCCCGCCCCCCGUCCGGUCCAAGGCCGCCAUCGCCACUAAUGAGCGCGCCGAGAGCACAAUGUCGGAUGAAACCGUUGUCGACGGCGGUGACCUCGAGAGGCAACCGCUCCUUGGGCCCGGAGCCCGGACCUCGUCGAUGGCCACCAUGGCGACGACCGCCUCGGAAACCUCAUCAACCUCGACCGUAUCUUCCGAGAGCGAGUCCCGUCGUUUCCGCUUCGACGCCCGCGUUAUCUCCGAUGCCACCAUCGGACUGUCGGAUGGCUUGACGGUGCCCUUCGCCCUCACCGCCGGCUUGUCGGCUCUGGGCCAGACCAAGGUCGUCAUCUUUGGUGGCAUGGCCGAGUUGAUUGCCGGUGCUAUAUCCAUGGGCCUUGGUGGCUACCUAGGAGCCAAGAGCGAGGCCGCCUCGUACAAGGAAACCCGUAACGAGUGCACCCGCCUGACGCGCGACGACCCGGCUCUCGCCCGCGCCCAGGUCGUCGAGGUCCUCGAGCCCUACGGCCUGCCCAAGCACACCCUCGAGGAGGUGACGGACCAUCUCUCAACGUCGCCACGCCUCAUCGACUUCCUCAUGCACUUCCAUCACUGCGAGCAGGAGCCCGCCUCGAACCGCGCCUUGGUCUCCGCCCUGACCAUCGCCGCGGGCUACCUUCUCGGCGGCCUCGUGCCGCUCUUCCCCUAUUUCUUCGUCCCCGCCGAGGACGUUUACCUCGCCCUCUACAUUUCUGUCGCCGUCAUGGCUGUCGCGCUUUUCGCCUUUGGCUAUGUCAAGACGUGCAUCGUCUCGGGCUGGUCGGGCGUGCGAUGCGUGAGGCAGGCUGUCGUCGGUGGCUUGGAGAUGGUUGUUGUCGGUGGCGCUGCGGCAGGCGCGGCGAUGGGGCUGGUGAAGGCCUUUGACCAGCUGGCGCAGUCUGAUGAUUUGUCGGCGUUGGCGAGCAAGAUAUUCUAA